Messenger RNA from Chanos chanos (milkfish), 2249 nucleotides. RefSeq names its product interferon regulatory factor 7 (gene irf7). Gene Ontology annotation, cellular component: nucleus. Gene Ontology annotation, molecular function: DNA-binding transcription factor activity, RNA polymerase II-specific; protein binding; RNA polymerase II cis-regulatory region sequence-specific DNA binding. Lineage: Eukaryota; Metazoa; Chordata; Actinopteri; Gonorynchiformes; Chanidae. The transcript is spliced from 9 exons. Gene Ontology annotation, biological process: regulation of transcription by RNA polymerase II; immune system process. The record is from RefSeq and is a predicted model, not a curated record. The coding region runs from base 104 to 1300 and encodes 398 amino acids.
GAGUUACGCAAGGAGUGACGUGUUGUCAACACAAAGUGUAAAACCCCAGUUUGGUCAAUGGCUGCUUGAGCAAGUUAAGAGUGGAGAAUACGAAGGAUUGUGCAUGAUCGGACCCGAUACUUUUCGGAUCCCAUGGAAGCACAACUCCAGGAAGGACUGCGGCGACGGGGAUAACAAAAUAUUUAUGGCAUGGGCCAUAGUAAGCGGUAAAAUCCAUGAAUACCCUUCCGACAAGGCGAAGUGGAAGACCAAUUUUCGCUGUGCCUUGGGAAGCCUCAAAAAUCAAUUCGAAAUGAUACAUGAUCACUCAAAGGAUUCCGAUGACCCUCAUAAAGUCUACCGCAUCAUCCGGUCUGACUUUUCAGCCAAUGAAAGCCAUAGUACAGAGGGUCCUCCAAAUCAGUUCCCUCACCCUGAAAACAUCUGUAACGUGACAGAUUACCAAUGGCAAAACAUAGAGGAUAAUUUACAUAACUGCAUGGACAUGCUGGACCUAAAUCAACAACACACAGAAAAUCAGCAAUGGAGCUACGAUGUUCUUUCAAACCAAGCAUUGGCUCCUAUACCAACUUUGUCUCAGCCUGGCCCACAGAACAACACACCAGUUCCAGUGGAGUCACCUUAUGUAUCAGUUCACCCAGCCACACUGGAAAAUGUUCUGCCUCAAAUUUGGGACCUGGAGGUCACUAUCUACUACAGGAAGACAGAGAUGUUCAAGGCCACCCUCUCCAACCCACUGGUGCAGUUUCACUAUCGAUGUGACCCGUUAGAAUUGAGAGGCCAAUCUGUCUGCUUCCCCAGCACGCAUAAUCUCAAAGACCUCAAGCAGAUCUACUACACUAACUGUAUCCUGAAUAGCAUCCAGAGAGGCCUCCUGCUUGAGGUGGACCAAUCAGGAAUCUAUGGCUUUCGUCAGGACAGGUGCAAUGUCUUUGCCAGCACCAGAGACCCUGCUGAUAUCCAAAACCCUGAACCCUGGAAAUUACAACAGAACUUUAAAGUUCAACUGCUCAGCUUUGAAAAAUACUUAAAGGAUCUUAGGGACUUCAAAGAGAACAAGCGUGGAUCUCCAGAUUACACCAUUCAUUUGUGCUUUGGGCAGAAGUUACCUGAUGAAGAGCCUCUGGACAAGAAACUUAUUGUUGUAAAGGUGGUGCCCCUGAUUUGUCGUGAACUUCAUGAGAGAGCCCAGAUGGAGGGAGCAUCCUCUCUACGUAAUGACAACAUCAGUCUUCAGAUUUCACACAACAGCUUAUUCGACCUCAUCAAUUCUACUUUCGGUCUACCAACUACUGAUUGAAUUCAGUGUACUGUCUCGCUUCACAAGGCUACUUGGUAAAUGUAAAUAGACUUUUGAUUAUGCAUACCACUCUAUAACUGAGGGAAUGGCUUUUGUCAAAAAUUAAAAAUAAUCUUUGUAUAGGACUGUGCAUCAUUCUUAUUGAGUAUAUAUUUUAAGCAGAACAGCUGUGCAAUUUGCAAAGUUAAAUCUUUUAGGGUUUUGCGGGUGGGGAGGUGUUAAAUAUUAGUAAUUGGAUCAAGAACAAAGUUUUCAUGAAACUUUUAUAUCUUGUUGAAUUGUUAUGUAUCUUAUCAAAUCAUAUAAACAGGUAACAUGUUGGGGGAGGGGGGGGGUAAAUUGGUAUUGUGCUUGAAGAAUAUUAUUUUCUGAACCUUCAAAUAAUUUAUAUAAAAUACUUAAGAACUUUAAUCAGCGUCAACACUACUACCAUGCAAGAUCAAUGGAUUUUGAAUAUAACUGUCCACAACAACCCUAAUGACCUCGGUGUAUUCUACAUAGAACUUAAUAAAUUGUUUAUUUAUCUUGUAAGUUGUUUCCAAAAGAGUCAAAUUUAGCCAUUUGUCAGCGAGUAAACUUCGAACAGAGAAUGAGGAGUGUGAUGAGUGAAGAAUGGAGAAAUGGUAACAACACACUCACUGUAAAAUAAACAACCGUCAGGACAGUUAGUAGCAAAGACACCUUAAUCAUUGUUCCUAAUUCCAUGUAAAUACAUAUCUAAAAUGUUAAACUGUGCUGUUUAAGAUAGUGCUCCAUUCAUCUUCUUAUGAAUUUUAAGUGCUCCAUCCACUUGAUUUCUGUUAAAAUUCUCCUAAUGUAAAUAGAACAAAAUUAUAUUUCAACAUUAUUUACUGUUCACAAUGUUCAAACAUUUUUAAUUGUUAUUAUGUUUGGUGUCAUAAAACACACAAGCUUUUAAGUGUCAUUUUUGGGAAACCAGUAAAUCUAG